AUGCCCGUGAGCUCGGCCGCCAAGCUCGCCUCUCACAUAUGGAGGGGCGCCGCGCAGUCGGCGGCCAAUGCCGCACAUAACUCGGCCAACACCUUCCGCGGGGCCUUCCAGGGCGCCUCGGGCUCCACGUCCAGUACAGGAUCAUCCGCGUCCGGAUGGGCAUCGGGUCUCAGCAGCGGUGGAUCGUCCGCAGGCGCAGGCGCAGGAGGCGCAAAGUUCCACGCAGGUCGCGGCGCCUACCAUUCGUACCAACACACCGGCCGCGUUCUGUCGCAGGCAAGCACUUCCAGCGGCAACGAUGCCAACUCAAAGAGCACCGACGACGAGGACGAGAUCAGGAGGCAAAAGGCCUACAAGCUCAGGCUGGAUGGCCACCUUCCUACGCUCGCCUCGCCCGGACACCUCACCAACUCGCACAUGCAGGUCAGGUUCCGACAUGCUUUUGCUGCCAAUCACGGUCCGCUGCUCGUCACCGCCGCCGACAGCACACACGCCGAUCAGGAGGCAAACACGGCCGCGCAGUCCACCAGGCACAUCUCGUCCUCGGCCGCGCAGGCUGAUGCCGCCAACGUCGAGGCGUCGCAGCAGCAUAGCGCACACGACCGCCUGUACAGGACGCUGCGUCGCGCCACCACAAGGGGAGACGCCGCCGAGAUCCGCCACACCGUCGCCGCAUUCAAUGCGCUCCCCAAGGAGCAGAAGACCACCAAGGGGUACAACAUGGUCAUGGAGUCGCUCCUCUCCAUCCGCUACACCGGUCAGCCCGUGCGCGAGAUCACCGACACGUACAACGCCAUGCUCCAGGCGGGCCUCUCGCCCAACUCGCGCACCUACACCGUGCUCGUCAAGGCGCUCUGUGCGCUCGACGCCGAGACGCACGGCGACCGGACCUUCAACCCCGCCGAGCCUGCGGCAAAAGCUCCGGCUGCCAAGGAUGCGGCCGAGGGCACAAUUGCGCCGGCGGCCGACGACAACUUUGGCCAGGCACUCGAGUUGAUGAAGGUCGCCCAUGGCGGUCGGCUGUGGUUCGACGAUGCGCAUGCGUACAAUGCGAUGCUCUCGAGCUGCGCGUUGCGCGGCGAUGUCGACAGCGCACUUGGCGUGCUCGACCUGCUCGAACGCAGCCUCUUCGCCAACACGGAUGCCAAUACGUUCAAGCACCUCAUCAAGACGUUCGUUACCGACCCGCAGCUCAAGCCCACCGAGACGCACGAGAUGCAGGAGGCGCGCAAGCUCGCCGCGUGCAAGCAGGUGUUUGACGAGUUCCUCCUUGCGAGUCAGAAUCCGGACUGGAACCACGACCGCGACGCCGUCGUGUGGUGCUCGCUCAUCGACGCCCACUUUGCGCUCAACGAUCCGCAGGGUGCCGUGCGCCUAUUUGAAAACAUGCUCGAGGGCGGCGACAAUGUGCCUGCGCUCGACAGCUUUGUCGUCUCGUCCAUGAUCCGCGGCUUCCUCAACAUCGGCGACGUCACCACCGCACUCCAGUGGUACACAAAGCUCACGCCGGCCCAAGAGAUGCAGGGCUCGCAAGCCUCGACCGAGUCGGACAUGCCAAGGCCGAUUCAUUCGACCGUCGAGCAGCUCAUCGUCAGCAUCGCACAGUCGGGCAACGACGAGCUGCUCGAACCGCUUUUGCGCGUCUUCCAGAGCUACACACGCACCCUCUUCAAGACUCAUGCCGCCCAGUUUGCCGUGCUCGCCAACGUGCUUACGGCGCACGUCGCCAGCGUCAAGCGGAUGCAAGACGCAGGUGCAAAGCAAGACGAUGUCAAUGCGGUGCUCGACCGCGCGCUCGAGGCUGCUUCCACCUACUUUGGCUGUCUCCCGGACUCGCUCCACUUCUAUGAUCCCAUCGAAUAUCCGCACGCCACGCAGCAGAUCGUCGAGGCCUUCUUUGCACUCAGCGACACGCUCGUGACCGCCGCACGCCCCGUCGAUGCCGGCUCCGCACUCAGCUACGUCCACUUCUUCUUCGACCGACUCGACCUGACCACCGCCGAAUACGCCCCGCUCGCAGAAAAGCUCUCGCAGCUCGGCGGAAAGUUCCUGGCUGUGGACGCCGAGGCGGGCGAUGCGGAUGCGGCGCCGCUCAGACUGUUUGCAGCGGCGCAGUAUUUGGUUCCGCUGCUGCGCGCCGCGGAUCGGCUCGAUGAAAGCACGGCACAGGCACUCACGACGCUCUACCGAUCGGUCCACGCACAGACGCCCGAGGCAGUGGCAAGCUUGCCGCUCUCGCCAGAUGCCUGGACGCUCAUCCUCGAGGCGUUCUGCUUCGAGGAGGAGAACCUGCGUCCGCUCAGCCUCGAUGCGUUCAAGGCCGAUGGCAUCCCGAUUGUCCUGCACGACCUCGCCAAGCUGCCUGCUCCCGAGGCAGCCACCGAGGGUGCUCCGUCCCGUCCGGCGGUCGAUCUGGCAAAGGCGGUCGAGGUGGCUUCGUCUCGUUAUGGAGACGAGGCGCUCGCGCUCUUCCCUGAAUGGGCGACGCAGGCUCUGGCUGCCGCUCGAAACGGUGCCGUUGAUGGAGCGGACGCCGCUUCUGCUACUGCCGAAACCACGAGCGACGUGACUGCGUCCGAAUCGCAGCUCAGCGCAUCCACGCCAGCCUCUACGCCUCCCAGGAGACACUCGCCGCUUCACCGUCAAGAUCUGCCCGCACCCGCGCUUUCGAAUGCCAACAUCCCCUACUUCCCGCCCGUCGAGGUGGUCGACACGGACUUUGGUCAAGCUCUCUUUGGGCUGUCGCGUCCGUCGGGCCAGGACGAUGCGCCGCGCCUCUACGGCGAUGUGCGCAAGCAGAUGCGCGCUGGCGUCUACGCGCAUCCGGAAGGUCUGGGCGUGCUCAUCGCCGCGUUUGGCCGUCUGGGUGACGUGGAGCGCGUCGAGGAGCUGUACGCGAUGAGCCAGCACGUGCUGCACGCUCUGGCGGGCGAUGCGCGCUGGCAGUCCAAGGCGUGGUUCUCUGUAGAGGACCACAUGAUCCAGGCGCUCAGCCAUGCCGGCCGGCCCGAGGCCGCCACGGUGCACCGCCAUCGCAUGAUCGCCGCGGGCGGCCAUCCGACCUCCACCUCGUACGCUGCACUCAUCGCUACGAUCCGCGAGACGACCGACGACGCCACGAUCGCGCAGGAGCUGUUCGAGGAGUCGCAGCGCUUCGGCGUGCGGCCCACGGCGUACCUGUACAACGUGGUCAUCUCGAAGCUCUCGCGCGCCCGCAAGGCCGACCGCGCACUGCAGCUGUUUGACGAGAUGACGCAAACGCAUCGCAUCAACCCGACGAGCGUGACGUACGGCGCGGUGAUCAAUGCGUGCACCAGGAUCGGCGACGAGCAGCGCGCCGUGCAGCUGUUCGAGCGCAUGCAGCGCGACCCGUCGUUCAAGCCGCGCGUGCCGCCGUACAACACCAUGAUGCAGUUCUUCAUCCAGAGCGUGCCCGACCGCGAGCGUGCGCUGGCCUACUACCACAAGAUGCGCGCCGCCGACGUGAGGCCGAGCGCACACACGUACAAGCUGCUGCUCGACCUGUAUGGCGCCAUCGAGCCCGUGCAGCCGCACGAGAUGGAGCGCGUGUUCGACGAGCUGGCGAACAAUACGGCGGUCAACGUGCAGGGCACGCACUGGGCGUCGCUGAUCAACUGCUACGGCUGCAUGCUCAGCGACGUGGAGCGCGCGAUUGCUACGUUUGACUCGAUCGCCUCGCAUCCGUCGAGCGUCGGGCGCAAGGACGGCGUCAGCCUGCCGGACGCCGUGUCGUUCGAGGCGCUGCUCGCCGUGUUUGUGGCGCACGGCAGGAGCGACCUGAUCCGCGCGCACCUGCACAAGAUGGAGCGCGCAGGCAUCCAGAUGACCGCCUACGUCGCCAACCUGCUCAUCCGCGGAUACUCGAUGGAGCACGGCGACGCAGGGCUCGACGAGGCGCGGGCACUGUUCGAGAGCAUGGACGAGCCCGCGGCCGGUGUGGCGGCGGCGGGUAACCACCCGCCGCGUGCGCACGGCGCUGGUGCACAAGAGUCGACUGCUGCCGACGCCUCGUUUGUCGCGAAUGCACCGGCGAGCACGCGCGGGAGCGGACUGGCGGCGCUGUUUGCAGCGGUCCAGCGCGAGCCGUCGACGUACGAGGCCAUGAUGCGCGCCGAGCUGAGCCACGGUCAUGCGGAGCGCGCUGCUGCGCUGCUGGAGCGUAUGGAGGCGCGCGCGUUCCCACCGGCGGUCAUCCUGCGCGCGCAGGCGCUGCUCAAGGAGGAGGGUGCGGCCACCGCUGCUGCUGACGAGCCGGCGACGCCGAGCGAGGUGCCGUUCGAGGCUCAGAUCCCGGCGCCACUCGCGCUGUCCGAGGGCCGAUUGACGUUUGGACAGACUUCGCCGCGGCUGCACAUGGCGAGCGAACGAGGUGGCGCGAUGACUUCGGUGCGACAUGCGUCGACGAUGGCAGGCGCCGCGACGGCGGCGGGCACGACCAACCCGGCGCCCGGAGCGCCCAAGCCCAAUAGCCCAUUCACGAUCUUUGACCGUGCAGUCAAGACGGCGCAGAAGGACCGAGCUGCGGUACGACCGUCGGUGACGGCGGAUGCGCAGGGGCAUGCGUUCGGCGCCGAGUCGACGCGCGGCGAGGCGUCGCGCCAGACGGACUACGUGCGACGCGCGAUCGCCGAGUCGCUGGCGGAGCGUGUGCAGGACAUCAAGCGCGACUUUGGCACGAUUGUCGAGCUGGGCGCGGGGCCGGGGCUGCUGCGCCACUACCUGGAUGCGGAGGGGAGCGGUACCAAGAAGAUCAUCAUGUGCGACACGAGCGAGGCGCUACUGAACCGGGACCGCCAUCUGGACGCGCAGUUCCCAUUCGAGGUGGAGCGGCGCGUGCUGGACGAGGAGAUGCUGCCGUUCGAGGAGGGCAGCCUGGACUGCGUGGUGGUGAGCGGCGGUCUGCACUGGACCAACGAUCUGCCGGGCGUGCUGAUCCAGAUCCGGCGUGCGCUCAAGCCGGACGGUGUGCUGAUCGCGGCGCUGUGCGGAGGCGACACGCUGUUCGAGCUGCGCACGAGUCUGCAGCUGGCGGAGCAGGAGCGCGAGGGCGGCAUUUCGCCGCGCAUCUCGCCGAUGGCCGACACGCGCGACAUGGCGUCGCUGCUGUCGCGCGCCGGCUUCACCAUCCCGACGGUGGACGUGGACGAGGUGCAGGUGGGCUAUCCGAGCAUGUACGAGCUGAUGCACGACCUGCGCGACAUGGGCGAGUCGAAUGCGGUGAUCAACCGGCGCGGCCAGCUGCGCCGCGACACGAUGCUGUCGGCCGCCGCGAUCUACGAGGCGAUGCACGGCCAGAGCGGCAGCGAGACGGAGCAGCCGCAGGGCGUGCCGGCGACGUUCCAGCUCAUCUUUCUGAUCGGCUGGAGCCCGGCGCCGACGCAGCCCAAGCCGCUCAAGCGCGGCAGUGCGACGUCGAGCCUCAAGGACGUGCUUGCGGGUAGCGAGGGCGACGUGCAGGGGCAGGCUGAGGCCGAGAUGGAGGAUAGGCAGCGCGCACAGUGGAUGAAGACCAUGGCCGAGGAUCCGACCAAGCCCACCAAGAAGUAA
This is a messenger RNA of Moesziomyces antarcticus, 5568 nucleotides long. RefSeq names its product pentatricopeptide repeat protein. Gene Ontology annotation, biological process: mitochondrial respiratory chain complex I assembly. The transcript has a single exon. The record is from RefSeq and is a predicted model, not a curated record. Lineage: Eukaryota; Fungi; Basidiomycota; Ustilaginomycetes; Ustilaginales; Ustilaginaceae. Bases 1 to 5568 code for a protein of 1855 amino acids. Gene Ontology annotation, cellular component: mitochondrion. Gene Ontology annotation, molecular function: S-adenosylmethionine-dependent methyltransferase activity; protein binding.